AUGUUGCACCAACUCAGAGACAAUUGCGUUAAGAUAGGUGCACAAGCCAGGAACAAGGUCAAGGAAGAACAUCAAGACCUAAGCGACGACCAUCAAUGCAACAAGUGUGAGGAGGAGGCUGUGAAUGUGUCGCUUGGAAACUUGCUUACAUACCCAUAUAGUAGAUUUGUGAGUGCUGCGGUAGUGAAGAACACACUUGCCAUCAGAGGAGCGUACUACAACUUCGUCAAAGGAACAUUUGAUCUCUGGGACCUUUAUUUCAAGACUCAAGACAACUCAUGGUGUUCAUUCGACUCCAAGGAGGAUUCGACAAACGCACUCUAUGGACUUUCAAAUGUUGCUGCGUGGCAAAGAGGAGGAGGAGAGGAGUUGAAGGUUCAUAUAGCAGAAGAACACUGUUUGGAAUCAUAUAAAAAAGAGCUGGAUAAAUUGGCAGAUGCGCUGAAGAAAUCUCGUUCCACGAUGAAGCUGCAUAAGAAGUCUGUGUCGUUUUUUUUCUGA
Microthlaspi erraticum is the source of this 501-nucleotide messenger RNA. The record is from the annotation of a GenBank genome assembly. NCBI's taxonomy places the organism in Eukaryota, Viridiplantae, Streptophyta, Magnoliopsida, Brassicales, Brassicaceae.